Molecule: messenger RNA, 1820 nt
Organism: Priapulus caudatus
Lineage: Eukaryota; Metazoa; Priapulida; Priapulimorpha; Priapulimorphida; Priapulidae
Product: acetylcholinesterase-like
Exons: 2
Biological process (GO): choline metabolic process; acetylcholine catabolic process
Cellular component (GO): plasma membrane
Molecular function (GO): acetylcholinesterase activity
Source: RefSeq, a predicted model, not a curated record
GAGAGAGAGAUAGAGAGAGAGAGGGCGAUGGUGUAAGAGUGUUCUGUGCUCACACCCGGACCCAACCUCCGCCAGUAUCAGUUGUGGCUCAUGGAUCAGUGAAAACCCAGCGCGUGUAUUUAUGUGUGCAUGUGAGGUGAGAGAGCAAAAUUAAAGCACAGUGCAGCAGCAGCAGCACGGCGGACUCAUGCGACAAGUCGCACACGUCGCUGGCUGACAACAUCACCAUUACCACGCAUGAAGGCGAGUAGCGACACCACAUCAGCAGCAGCAGCAGCAGCAGCAGCAUCAAUGGCCGCCGCCGCCGCCGUCGCCGUCGCAUGGCUAACCGUCAGCCUGCUCCUCGCUGGUGGCGCUCUCGCUGCGACGUCGCCGUCGGUUGUCGUCGCGACGACGAAGGGUCCCGUACGCGGCUACCUGCACCGCGCCGCGACAGGUAAGCCCGCCUACACCUACCUGGGCAUUCCCUACGGCAAACCUCCGAUCGGCGAGCGACGCUUCCGCAAGCCGGAACCCGUCGACUCGUGGGUGAAAGAGUACAACGCCAGUGAGUUCUCCGCCUCGUGUUGGCAAUCCGUCGACACGUUCUUCGCCGGGUUCGCCGGCGCGGAAAUGUGGAACCCGAACACACCGAUGGACGAAGACUGCCUCUAUCUGAACGUCUGGCAGCCCGUGUCGGCGGCGGCGCGCGGCAGGGCGACGUCCAACCUCGCCGUCGUCGUCUGGAUCUACGGCGGCGGCUUCUACAGCGGCACGUCGUCGCUGGACGUCUACGACGGCAAGAUACUGACGUCCGAGUACAACGUCAUCGUCGUCUCGAUGAACUAUCGCGUCGGCUCGCUCGGGUUUCUCGCCUUUCAGCGCGACGACGCACCCGGGAACGUCGGCCUGCUCGACCAGGUGAUGGCGCUCGAGUGGGUGCGCGACAACAUCGUGUAUUUCGGCGGCGAUCCGAACCGCGUCACGCUCGUCGGCGAAAGCGCGGGCGCCGUCAGUGUCAGCAUGCACCUGCUGUCGCCGCUCAGUAAGGACCUGUAUGCGCGGGCCAUCAUGGAAAGCGGUACCGCGAACACCGUAUGGGCGACAAUGUCCGAUGAAGUCGCGAAAAGUCGCGGGCUGCUUCUGGCUGAGGCGCUGCGUUGUCCUGACGACCCGAACAAUCUGGACGCUCUCAUCGAGUGUCUGCGCGGGAAAUCGCCGCUGGAGAUCAUCGACCGCGAAUGGGUCACCUAUCAGAUAUGCGAGUUUCCGUGGGUGCCCGUCAUCGACGGCGAAUUCCUCGUCGAGACGCCACUGGCGUCGCUCGAGCGACGCACGUUCAAGAAGACGAACAUUCUGCUGGGUAGCAACCGCGAGGAGGGCUCCUACUUCAUCAUCUACCAGCUGACGGACUACUUUCAGAAACGCGAGAACAUCUACGUCCCGCGCGCGCAGUUCCCGAAGGAGAUGAAAAAUCUCUUCAAUUUCAGCAAUAGCGUCGGACAUCAGGCGAUCGUGUUUCAGUACACCGACUGGCUGGACCCGGACGACUCGGCGCGAACGAUCAACUCGUUCGACAAGGCCGUCGGCGACUACUACUUUACGUGCAACGUGAAUCGCUUCGCGUCGGCCUACGCUGGCGACGGUCAGGGCGUCUACAUGUACUAUUUCACGCACCGUUCGUCGCAGAAUCAGUGGCCGAAGUGGAUGGGUGUGAUGCAUGGCGACGAAAUCAACUAUGUUUUCGGCGAGCCGAUGAACGCGGACCUGCCGUACACGGCCGACGAGAGAGAGCUGUCGCGCCGGAUCAUGUCCUACUGGACGAACUUUGCGAAGACCGG